This is a messenger RNA of Camponotus floridanus (Florida carpenter ant), 942 nucleotides long. RefSeq lists its product as uncharacterized. The record is from RefSeq and is a predicted model, not a curated record. The transcript has 3 exons. Gene Ontology annotation, biological process: regulation of DNA-templated transcription. Bases 1 to 942 code for a protein of 313 amino acids. Lineage: Eukaryota; Metazoa; Arthropoda; Insecta; Hymenoptera; Formicidae. Gene Ontology annotation, molecular function: DNA binding.
AUGGGAGGAAGAUCAAUUUCCACACAAGUUCGAAACUUAAUUGUGCGAGAUAUUCAAAAAGGUCUUUCCCAACGGAAUAUAGCCAAAAAUUAUGAAGUAAGUAGAGGAGCAGUAGAACAGAUCAGAAGAAAAUUUCAAUCAACUGGAUCGGUGGCAGAUAGAAUCGGAAGAGGUCGAAAACGAGCAACAUCCAAGCGGGAGGAUAUGAAAAUAAUCCGUGAAGUUAAGAAAAAUCCAAAGAUUACUGUUAGAGAAAUUCAGGAAAACAUUUAUCUUACUGUUUCUGACCGCACUAUGAAAGCAAAUUCGAGUUAUUUGGACAAAAGAAGCGGAUUAGAGUCUGGAGAAAACACGGCGAAGAGCUUCAAGAUCGUCAUUCAGAAAACUGUAAAGUAUGGCGGAGGAAAUAUUUUAGUCUGGGGAUGUUUCUCAUGGGCAGGAGUGGGAAAUCUUGUCAAAAUUAACGGAAUUAUGACAGCAGAUGUCUACAUUGAUAUAAUAAAUGAAAAUUUGGAGGAGUGUUUGUUGAAACUCGGACUAGAAGAUAAUUUUAUUUUCCAACAAGAUAAUGACCCGAAACACACAGCAAAGAAAAGUCAAGCUUUUUUUCGUUCCUGCCGAAUUAAACAACUUGAAUGGCCUCCGCAAUCUCCAGAUUUGAACCCUAUCGAAAAUCUGUGGGCAAUUUUGGAUAAUAGGAUUAAUAAAAGCGGAGUAACUAACAAGAAUUCUUAUUUUGAAGCAUUACAACUAGCCUGGGAGAAUUUGGAUCCACAACAUUUAAAAAAUUUAAUUGAAAGUAUACCAAAAAGACUGCAAAAAGUUUUAAUAGCGAUGGAAACUGGUAUAAUUCCUCCUACUAUACAUUUUAAACGUCCACGAAAGGAUAUGACUGCUAUCAUUGAAGGAAGAGUAAAAAUAGUUACUGAACCGACAGAAUGA